AUGGAUCAAGUAGAAGGCGAAGAAGAUAGAAAAGAGGGAGAUGAUGAAAGUGAUGAAGAAGACAAAAAAGAAACACGAGAAUCAUCUCCGUUAUCUUCGGACGGAUCGUAUGAUGAAUCUGGACAAGUGUCCAUUUAUGAAGAAAUGCUGAAAGAAAGAAAAUAA
Rhizopus microsporus ATCC 52813 is the source of this 165-nucleotide messenger RNA. RefSeq lists its product as uncharacterized. The transcript has 2 exons. The coding region runs from base 1 to 165 and encodes 54 amino acids. The record is from RefSeq and is a predicted model, not a curated record. Lineage: Eukaryota; Fungi; Mucoromycota; Mucoromycetes; Mucorales; Rhizopodaceae.